AUGAGCCGAGUUCGGGAUGCUGGCUGUGUAGCUGCUGGGAUAUUGAUUGGGGCAAGUGCCUGGUACUGUGUCUACAAAUACACCAGGAGAAGAAACCAGACAAAGAAAAGACUGGCUAAGCCUAAGACCAGGGCUCUGGCAGGGACUGGAGCCAGGGCUAGAUCCGGACUAAGAGCUGGAUUCACAAUUGACCUUGGGUCAGGAUUUCAUCCUCCAACUCCAGUAUGUACUGGGGCAGAGGACAAGGCCCAGAAUGAAGCCUCUACCCUGUACACAGAUGCAGCUGAGGUAGUUGCCCCAGCUGCAUUCAGUGCUGAGGCUCAGAGUGAGGCUGUAAGUCAGGCCCUGGAGACAGAAGGGGCCUGGGUUGGGCCUCAGUCCGAAUCAGUAGUUGGGGCGGGAGUGGCUUCUACAAUGGCACCACCUCAAGGGGAGGCAGAGGCCCUCAUAGCUGCAGAGGUCCCCUCAAUGGCCAGAGCUCCCAAAAUGACAGAUGCCCCUGGCACAACAGAAGUUCCUCGGAUGCCUGUGGUGCCUCUCGGGACUCCAGCACCUACUGAGGCAGCAGCACCUACAGAAGCAGCAGAGGCUCCUGCACUUUCUGAGGAUGUAGAGGCUCUGGGAACCUUGAGGUCCCCUAAAACAGCAGCAGCCACCAAGAAAGCAACUCCUGGGUCUCAUACUGGGGCUAUACCUAAAGCUGGGUCAGCAACUGGAGCUGUACCCAAGGGUGGAGCUGGAGCUGUACCCAGGUCCUGGAUUGGAGACAAGGGAAAGGAAAAGAAAAACAGCAAUGUUGAAGUAGAUCAAUUGGGGCUGGGAUUCCGCCCUGGGGAUGGGGCUGCAGCAGCUGCUGCAGCCUCCGCUAAUGGAGGACAGGCUUUCCUGGCAGAGGUCCCUGAUUCUGAGGAAGGGGAAUCUGGGUGGACUGACACAGAGUCAGAGUCAGACUCUGAGCCUGAGAACCAGCAAAGAGAAAGAGGGAGGAUAUUCAUUCCCAUGCAGAAGCGCCCCUUUCCUUAUGAUAUUGAUGAGAUUCUGGGUGUCCAUGAUCUCAGGAAAGUACUUGCUUUGCUUCAGAAAUCAGAUGAUCCUUUCAUCCAGCAGGUAGCUUUGCUCACUCUGAGCAACAAUGCCAGUUAUUCAUGCAACCAAGACACAAUUCGCAAAUUGGGAGGCCUCCCAAUUAUUGCAAACAUGAUCAACAAAUCCGAUCCCCACAUUAAGGAAAAAGCCUUAAUGGCCAUGAAUAACCUGAGUGGGAAUUAUGAAAAUCAGAGCCGGCUUCAGGUAUACAUGAAUAAAGUGAUGGAUGAUAUCAUGGCCUCAAACCUGAACUCAGCAGUACAGGUAGUUGGGCUAAAAUUUUUAACAAAUAUGACUACUACUAAUGACUACCAGCACCUGCUUGCCAAUUCGAUUGCAAACUUUUUUCGUUUGUUAUCUCAGGGAGGUGGAAAAAUCAAGGUUGAGAUUUUGAAAAUACUUUCAAAUUUUGCUGAAAAUCCAGAUAUGUUAAAAAAGCUGCUCAGUGCCCAAGUGCCAUCAUCAUUUAGUUCCCUUUAUAAUUCUUAUGUGGAAUCAGAAAUUCUUAUUAAUGCUCUUACUCUAUUUGAGAUCAUCUAUGACAAUCUCAGAGCUGAAGUAUUCAACUACAGAGAAUUCAAUAAAGGUUCUCUUUUUUUCUUAUGCACUGCAUCUGGAGUGUGUGUUAAGAAAAUUCGAGCCUUAGCAGAUCACCAUGACCUCUUGGUGAAAGUGAAAGUUACAAAACUAGUUGAAAAAUUCUGA
Pipistrellus nathusii (Nathusius's pipistrelle) is the source of this 1791-nucleotide messenger RNA. The record is from the annotation of a GenBank genome assembly. Lineage: Eukaryota; Metazoa; Chordata; Mammalia; Chiroptera; Vespertilionidae.